Molecule: messenger RNA, 703 nt
Organism: Mytilus trossulus (common blue mussel)
Lineage: Eukaryota; Metazoa; Mollusca; Bivalvia; Mytilida; Mytilidae
Product: universal stress protein Sll1388-like
Exons: 4
Coding region: 80-619 (179 amino acids)
Source: RefSeq, a predicted model, not a curated record
AACUAGGUCAUCGAACCUGGAGAAAUUUUGACACACAUCAUGCAUGUCAUUACGUUUGUAGCUAAGUUAAUCGACUAAAAUGGCAGAAGAAGCGAAACCCAAAGCAAGAGUAGUGUUGAUAGCGAUGGAUGGCAGUGACUAUGCUAAAUACGCAUAUCAAUGGUACUUGGAUCACAUUCACAAGGACGAUGAUAACAUAACAAUGUUAUAUUCUGCAGAGUUUACACAUAGCGCCCAGUUAACAUCUUGGAUGUAUGCACCAUAUGCCUUCGACAGGGACACACUUGCUAACUUAUUAGAUCAAGAAGCACAAACUUUAAGGCAUAAGUUAGAGGAAUAUGCUCAGAUGAUGAGAGAAACAAAGGUGCAUGGUACGGUCAAGAGUAUCCAUGCCGAGAGACCAGGAGAAGGAAUUGUAAAAGCAGCGGAGGAGGCCCAUGCUGAUCUUGUCAUUGUUGGGAGUAGAGGUCAUGGUAAGGUCAGAAGAACCUUACUAGGAAGCGUUAGUGACUAUGUAUUACACCAUUCGCACGUGCCAGUUAUCGUCUGCCGUCAUAAAGAUGAUCACCAUCACCAUGGACACCAUGAUAAAGAACACACUGAAGAACACAAACACUAAUAUGAAAUAUUUUAUUAUUAUACGAAUUUACCUCUGUAGGGGUUGUGGGAAAUGGCUCAGUAUUUAAUAUAUUAAGCAAUGCGU